GACGUGGCUGCUACGUACCUGCCCGUUUGCCCACUCCGAUUGCAGCAAAGUUGGUGACGAGAAAUACGUAACUGGGUUUGAAGUCCCCAGGCUAUGGAAAGCAUGGUUGAGGAAAAUGGAUCAGCUGUUGACCCAUUAUCUGUGGGUUCUCAAGGUGGCGAUGCAGCACCAGCAAUAGCUACAUCGGUACAAUCUCUCAAUAGAACACAUCAGCAGCAAACUCAUCAUCUGGUAGCUUCUACCAGCAUUGUGCAACUGACGCUACCUUCGUCAGGAACAACACAGGUACAGUCUGUUAUACAACCUAAUCAACAGUCAGUUAUUCAGACUGCAACAAACAUUCAACCUGUCGCCAUUUCGAAAGGAAACGUCAUUCUUGUUAGUAAACCCAAUUCUGUCAUUCAAACAGCACAAGCAAGCUUACAAACACUUCAAGUGGUCGAGACUGGUAGUGAUGAUAGUUUUUCAGACUCAGAAGAAUCUCCAGAACAGAGAGGAGGUAUUCUUACCAGACGACCAUCCUACAAGAAAAUUCUUAAUGACUUAGGGGGUGGUGAAAUUACAGACGGUCGAUUGCCCCCCCUAGAAUCAUCUUCUGAGUGUGAUUCUAACGUGGACAGUGAAGUGUCUUCCCACUCUCUCCAUUAUCAGACAGUAAUUCCGGCUGGUACCAUUCAAAUUGCAACCCAAGGAGAGGGUGUUCCUGGACUUCAUACAUUAACUAUGAGCAAUGCUGCGACCGCUGGCGGAGCUAUAGUACAGUAUGCACAAGGUCAAGAUACACAGUUCUUUGUUCCAGCCUCUGGCAAUGUUCCAGCUUAUACAGGACACGGUGUUGUCGUAGAAGAUGCAGCUAGAAAAAGAGAAUUAAGGUUGCUUAAGAAUAGACAAGCAGCACGAGAAUGUAGGAGGAAAAAGAAAGAAUAUAUAAAGUGUUUAGAAAAUCGUGUUGCGAUAUUGGAGAAUAGAAAUCAGACGUUAAUAGAAGAACUGAAAUCGUUAAAGCAACUAUGCGAACCGAAAACUGACUGA
Messenger RNA from Dufourea novaeangliae, 1032 nucleotides. RefSeq names its product cyclic AMP-responsive element-binding protein 1 (gene CrebB). Gene Ontology annotation, molecular function: protein binding; RNA polymerase II cis-regulatory region sequence-specific DNA binding; DNA-binding transcription factor activity, RNA polymerase II-specific. Bases 94 to 1032 code for a protein of 312 amino acids. Gene Ontology annotation, cellular component: transcription regulator complex; nucleus. The transcript has 8 exons. The record is from RefSeq and is a predicted model, not a curated record. NCBI's taxonomy places the organism in Eukaryota, Metazoa, Arthropoda, Insecta, Hymenoptera, Halictidae. Gene Ontology annotation, biological process: regulation of transcription by RNA polymerase II.